Camelus dromedarius (Arabian camel) is the source of this 767-nucleotide messenger RNA. It is a transcript of the gene C16H17orf99, whose product is annotated as chromosome 16 C17orf99 homolog. The transcript has 6 exons. The record is from RefSeq and is a predicted model, not a curated record. NCBI's taxonomy places the organism in Eukaryota, Metazoa, Chordata, Mammalia, Artiodactyla, Camelidae. Bases 220 to 747 code for a protein of 175 amino acids.
CUACCAUAAACACGGCGCUCCAGGGGUGAGGACGCGGACGUCCACCUCCCAGACCCAGGAGCCCAGGAUCCGAGGGCUCAGCGGCGGCGGCGGCUGAGCGUGAGCCCUGGACGGGCUCCAGGCACCCACCCAGGGGGCAGCCAGGGGCCCCAGAGUGGAGGUGGCCUCAACCGAGGACACUCUUGCUCGCCCGGGCAGAGGGCCCCGCGCUGCAGAGCCAUGAGGCUCCUUCUGCUCCUCUGCUUAGCCGCCACCAGCAGCUCUGCGAAGCAGGAAGAGCCCGUGUCCCAGCUGCAGGCUGACUUCACCCUGCUGGACAGAGGAUCAGGCCCCAGGGUAGAGGUGUCCUGCCAGGCGGCCUCAGGCAGCCCACCCAUCACCUACCGCCUGGUCGAGAGGGAUGAGCACAUCUACAUGUGGCAGAGACCAGACGAUGAGCAGCCUGCCAACUUCUCCUUCCCACUGACCCAGCUGUCACACUGGUUCCAGUGCCAGGCUGCAAACAACAUCAGCUUCCAGUGCAGCGCCUUCACGCUGGUGCCCCCAGGACAGCUGCCCCAUGGACCCAUCUUCCUGCUGGCUGGUGUCAUCUUCAUCGCAGCUAUGGCUUCUUGGAACCUGGGCUGGAUGAUGUGGAUCAGAGACAGCGUAAGGCCCCUGCAGAACCACCCUCCACCCUCACAGACACACACCCAGAGCCUUCCCAGUUUGGACGCUUGGAACCAUUUCCGGAAAGAACUGGAAUAAACUCUGCUCCCUGCCUGUCA